CUCGUUACAAUAUUCACUUAAUCGUUCCGCGAUUGUUCUACGUGCAAGUGUGUGUGACUGUGUGUUUGCGAGUGUGUGUGUGUUAGAGUAGUGCGGGUGUGUGAAUGAAAAACUGGCAACUGUGAAAAUAUAACCAAAAAUAAAGGCAAAUUCAUAGCGACAGCAGCGGCACGGCCAUGGCGGAUGCGGUGGCCAACAAGAAGAAGACCAGAAACAAAAAGAAGUCACAGGCACAGGGGCAGAACCAGGUACUGGCUAAAGUGAACCCCAAACCUGUCAAGGCAAAGCUCAAUGGCCAUGUUGAGCAUCAGCAGACGGACAAUGACCAGGUGGAUAUGGAUGUGUCCUUAAUCAAUGGAUUAAUGGAGAAGGUCCAGCUCUGCAAUGGUCACGGCAAGGAGCAGCUGACCAGCAGCCAUGUCAAUGGCCAUGCCUACAACAACAAUCACCUUAAUACCAACAAUAACAACAACAAUAAUCAUAAUAAUAGCAACAACAACAAUGAGCUAAGCAUAAACAGUGCAAAAAGCAAUAAUAGCAACAAGAACAAUAACACUAGUAAAGCAAAAAGCAACCACAGCAAGCCCAAGAUAACGCAGAGAGAGGCGGAGGAGGAGGAGCUAGAUCCAAGCGUAACAACAACACCAACUAAAAUAUGCACUGCCAAUACAGAAGCCACAGCAGCAACAAAAACCACAAAGACAAGCGCCUUGGCCAUUGCAACAAGGGGUGGCAUAAAGCCAGAUCGCCAAGAGGAACAACAACAGCCACAAGAGGAGGUGCCCACAACAUCGGCAGCGGCUGCUGCUGCUGCUUCCACAACUACAACCACCACCACCACAGAGCCCAUGGCCGUGUCUAAGCUCGAAACUGAGCCCGUGUCCGUGCCCGCUAACCAACUUCAGUUAGAACCUGCCAUUACAGCCGAUGAAAUCGUUUAUAAAGAAUACGAAGCCGAGCAUCAGAUGCAUGACAUAAUGCGACUGAUACAAGCCGAGCUGUCCGAGCCAUAUUCGAUAUACACCUAUCGCUAUUUCAUUUACAACUGGCCAAAACUAUGCUUCCUAGCCUCGCACGAUAAUCAAUAUGUAGGCGCCAUUGUAUGCAAGCUGGACAUGCAUAUGAAUGUGAGACGCGGCUAUAUUGCCAUGUUGGCGGUGCGCAAGGAAUACCGCAAGCUCAAAAUUGGCACCACGCUCGUGACCAAAGCCAUUGAGGCCAUGCUAGCUGACAAUGCCGAUGAGGUGGUGCUGGAAACAGAGAUGCGCAACGAGCCGGCGCUGCGUCUGUAUGAGAAUCUGGGCUUUGUGCGUGACAAGCGACUGUUUCGUUACUAUCUCAAUGGCGUGGACGCACUGCGCCUGAAGCUUUGGUUCAGAUGAGCCACACUGUAUGCUGAAGCCAUCGAGAGGAUUGUCUAGCGAGAAAGAGAGGGAAAGAGAGAGCGCUCUACAAACGGAUGCCUUGUUUCGACUAUAUAUACAGACAGAUAUGUAUAUAGAGUUCAAAAAGUGAACCCAAAUGUAUAUCCAAGGGGCUGGCUUCCAUGCUGUUGUUCACACCACACACACACACACGCGAUCGGCACACUUUGAUUGAUUGAUUGUUUUUUU
This is a messenger RNA of Drosophila busckii, 1613 nucleotides long. It is a transcript of the gene Naa30A, whose product is annotated as N-alpha-acetyltransferase 30A. Gene Ontology annotation, biological process: N-terminal peptidyl-methionine acetylation. The record is from RefSeq and is a predicted model, not a curated record. Gene Ontology annotation, cellular component: NatC complex. Gene Ontology annotation, molecular function: protein-N-terminal amino-acid acetyltransferase activity. The transcript is spliced from 4 exons. NCBI's taxonomy places the organism in Eukaryota, Metazoa, Arthropoda, Insecta, Diptera, Drosophilidae. The coding region runs from base 177 to 1382 and encodes 401 amino acids.